UCUCCCAACCUCUACUAAACAAACCCCCCCUCCUUAAAGACUCACUCUCUCUCUCUCAUCCCAUUUUAUUGCUAUAAACAAAUCCAAACCCAGCCAUUCAUCUUCUUUGCACCCUCUCCCUCUCCCGUCUCUCUGCUCCCAGACCAACAGCUUCUCGUUUCUCUUAUUUUAUUACAGACCCGCGAAUAUCCUUCCAAUCAUAGAGGCCUUUAGUUCUGAUAAAAUUGAUGUACAAAGAGGAGAGAACUACUACUUCCAACACUAUGAAAGGUGAAUAUAUAGAAGCUAAGACUGAAACUACUCCAAGCAGCAUGUUCUCAAAGCUUCACCACCAACACCAAUAUCCACACCCACAACAACAGCAACAACAGCAACAGCAGCAUAACUUCCCAUUUCCACUUCCCUUCCACCAAUUCUCCGCCGCCACCCCGCGCGAAUGCCAGCAGCAGACCUCUGAAGACGACGACAGCCGUAGCAGCGGUGGUCCUAUCACUGCCACUCCCCAAGAUCAAGCUCAAGCCCAAAAGUCGCAAACCUCCUCCAAACCGAAUACCGGCGACGGAGCCACCAUCGAAGUGGUCAGGCGGCCCAGGGGCCGCCCGCCCGGCUCCAAAAAUAAGCCCAAGCCCCCGGUCUUCAUUACCCGGGAGCCUGAACCUGUCAUGACUCCCUACAUUCUCGAGGUCCCCGGUGGAAGCGAUAUCGUUGAAGCCAUAUCCCGCUUCUGUCGACGGAAGAACAUGGGGCUCUGCGUCCUCACCGGAUCCGGAACCGUCGCCAAUGUCACCUUACGUCAACCCUCCACGACUCCCGGAGCGACAGUCACUUUCCAUGGUCGCUUCGACAUCCUCUCGAUCUCCGCUACUUUCCUUCCCUGUAUGACGUCGUUCCCCGUCCCUAACGGCUUCACAAUCUCGCUGGCUGGUCCGCAGGGCCAGGUCGUUGGUGGAUUGGUCGCCGGAGCCCUCAUUUCAGCUGGGGUCGUCUACGUCAUCGCAGCGUCGUUCAACAACCCCUCGUACAACCGGCUUCCGGUCGAUGACGAUGCUCGAAAUUCGGAGUCAGGAGGUGGCGGUGACGGGCACUCGCCGGCCGUUUCGGGUGGUGAAGAAAGUGGGCACGCGCCGGAGGAAUCGUGUGGGGUUUCCAUGUACAGCUGUCACUUGCCCUCUGAGGUCAUUUGGGCUCCAAGUGCUAGACAACCACCGCCUCAGCCACCACCUUACUAAUAAGUUCUACCAUAAAUUAUUUGGUGCUUUAUUUCUUUUGUUAAUCUGGGUACGUACUCUCGAUCUUAGGGGUUGUAUUGUUUUUUUUUUUUUUUUGUUCUUUCGGUUUGUGCCCGUCGGUUAACUUCCAUUUAAUCCUGAUGUUGAUGUUAUUUUA
Messenger RNA from Juglans regia (Persian walnut), 1386 nucleotides. RefSeq names its product AT-hook motif nuclear-localized protein 17-like. The transcript has a single exon. NCBI's taxonomy places the organism in Eukaryota, Viridiplantae, Streptophyta, Magnoliopsida, Fagales, Juglandaceae. Gene Ontology annotation, molecular function: minor groove of adenine-thymine-rich DNA binding; DNA-binding transcription factor activity. Gene Ontology annotation, cellular component: nucleus. The record is from RefSeq and is a predicted model, not a curated record. The coding region runs from base 228 to 1229 and encodes 333 amino acids.